AUGGCAGCAAACAUCGGUAUAAUGGAUUCUGCAUAUUUCGUCGGCAGAUCGGAAAUUCUGUCCUGGAUCAACUAUACUCUCCAACUCAAUCUAUCCAAAGUCGAAGAGGCUUGCACGGGUGCGGUUCAGUGCCAGCUGAUGGAUGCGGUUCACCCAGGGAUGGUGCCGAUGCACAAAGUCAAUUUUGAUGCCAAGAACGAGUACGAGAUGAUCCAGAAUUACAAGGUCCUUCAAGACGUGUUCAACAAACUCAAGAUCACUAAGCAUAUUGAGGUGAACAAAUUAAUCAAAGGAAGACCGCUGGAUAAUUUGGAAUUUAUGCAAUGGAUGAAGCGUUACUGCGAUUCUGUCAAUGGAGGGCUGGCAAGAAGUUACAAUCCUUUGGAAAGGAGAGAGGCCUGCAAGGGUGGCAAAGAAGCUAGCAAGAAAUCUGCAACUGUGCAACCUUCAACUAAAAAUGCAGCAUCUUACCCGAAAAAUGCCCCUCAUAAUGGACGAAGGAAUGAUGCAACUAAUGUGAACUUAGCAAACCAAUCUGUUAAGGUUGCUAGACCUUCUGGUGGAGGGCCUCCUGUCUAUACAGAAGCAGAUCGCACUGCAUAUGAGCAACAGAUUACCGAGUUAAAGCUAUCAGUGGACAGUCUUGAGAAGGAGAGGGACUUUUACUUUGCCAAGCUGAGGGAUAUUGAAAUCUUGUGCCAGUGUCCCGAGAUUGAAAACCUUCAAGUGGUCGGAGCAAUACAAAAGAUUUUAUACGCUGCAGAUGAUGAUUCAUCAGUGGUAGCUGAAGCUCAAGCCAUGAUAAUGGAGAAUCAGCAGCAGUUGGAACCUCUAGGUUCCAUACUAGAGGAGGUAGAAGACGAGCCAAGGGGGGAUAAUCAGAAGAGGAAAAGUAUUAUCAAUAUUGAGGUUGAAGCUGCUGCUAGCAACACAUUGACUCCAAGACAAAGGACUUCUGAUGCCUCAGAUGUUCAUUGUAGUGGAUCACCUCUCGUGACUUAUUGA
Fraxinus pennsylvanica is the source of this 1005-nucleotide messenger RNA. Lineage: Eukaryota; Viridiplantae; Streptophyta; Magnoliopsida; Lamiales; Oleaceae. The record is from the annotation of a GenBank genome assembly.